CUCCGAAAUUCGCUGGGUCUGCUCGUUGCUCUCUGAGCUUGGUGUCUCCAUCCCAGAUAUACCUGUCAUCUACUGUGACAAUAUCGGUGCUACACACUUGGCUGCAAACCCGGUUUUCCACUCCAGAAUGAAACAUAUUGCGUUGGACUUUCACUUCAUUCAUGACAAUGUACAAUCUGGAGCUUUGCGUGUUACACACUUGUCUACCAGAGACCAGCUAGCCGAUGCCUUAACGAAGCCACUUACGAGCAUUCGGUUUACAGAGAUCAUGCACAAGAUUGGUGUUACUCAAGUACCUCCAUCUUGAGGGGGUGUAUAGGAGAUAAUAUGUAAUUAAGGUUAUAAGUGUCAUUAGCUCUAACCUAAGCUCUCUGUAAUAGCUAUAUAUAUUGUAACAUCUACAUCUAAUAAUACUCAUUCAGCCUACAUUCAUAUAGUUUACACACUGCUGCAUUAUUACUAGAUUACUACUUACUCUUCAUCAGAGUGAAUUAAACAGAAAUAACUGGAUUAAUACAAAAGCCUGGUUUAGUCUGCCGGAGAUCCUCAAACAGUGAAUAUUGUGCACGUCGUGACAACAAGAAAUAGAAUAUAACAACUCACGAAGUCUUCCUCGGAUUCAAGCAUAAAGCAGCAUAUUUCAUGAGCUUGGAAAUAAUAUAAUGAAAAACAGAAAGACUUCUUGUACAGUUGUACCUAACUUAUUAUAAGUACAAUCAUUAAUAUCCUGUUUCACUUUAUUAUGCUCUACCUACGAAGUCCAAAGAUUCCAUAAACAAAACCAAAUAAAAGUGAAGAGGGAUCAACUAUGAAUUCAGAAUCGCAGAUCAAGAAAAGGACGUUGCCACCAAGGGUGUUGUCGUCUCUUGAUGCAGCUAGAAUACAAUGGUACCACUUCAAAGCGAUCAUAAUAGCAGGAAUGGGACUAUUCACCGACGCUUACGACCUCUUCUGCAUCGCACCGAUCAUGAAAAUGAUUAGCCAUAUUUAUUACCACGGAGACUCCAUCACCACAGCCGUUCUCUCCCUUUCUUACGCCAUCGCUCUUCUCGGGACAGCAACGGGUCAACUCGUGUUCGGUUACCUCGGCGACCGAGUUGGUCGUCGCCGAGUCUACGAGCUUUGUCUGAUCAUCAUGAUCCUAAGCUCCUUUGGCUGUGGCUUUUCCGUGUGCACCAGUCGUAGGUCUUGCGUUAUGGUCAGUCUCGGUUUCUUUCGGUUUAUUCUCGGUUUGGGUAUCGGUGGUGAUUACCCGCUCUCGGCUACCAUCAUGUCGGAGUUUUCGAAUAAGAGAACACGUGGCGCCUUUAUAGCUGCCGUGUUCUCCAUGCAAGGGUUGGGGAUUCUUGUGAGCUCAGCCGUGACGAUGGCUGUUUGCGUGGCGUUUAAAAACUUUGGCAGCGGUUCGAAGGCUGAUGGGGAGGCUCCGGUUGAAGCUGACGUGGCGUGGAGGCUAAUCCUUAUGAUCGGUGCUCUUCCCGCUGCACUGACGUUGUACUGGCGAGUAUUGAUGCCUGAAACCGCGAGGUACACAGCACUUGUGGAACACAAUAUAGUCCAAGCAGCAAAAGACAUGCAAAAAGUCAUGUCAAUAUCUAAUAUCUCUGACGAAAUAACGACGGAGGCACCUUCUCCUUCACCACCGCCUACCUACAAGCUCUUCUCCAUUCGCUUCCUCCGCCUCCACGGCCGUGACCUCUUUGCCGCAUCCGCUAACUGGUUCCUAGUAGACGUCGUCUUCUACACAAGCAACUUCCUCCUCUCCCAUAUUUUCAGUAGCUACUCCCACAAACCUUCUUCUUCCGCCACCACAAACGUCUACGACGCAACCUUCGAAGUGGCUAAACUAGGAGCCAUCAUCGCCGCUUGCUCUACCAUUCCCGGUUACUGGUUCACAGUUUUCUUCAUCGACAAGGUAGGUCGUGUCAGGAUCCAGAUUAUGGGGUUUUUCUUCAUGGCCGUUAUUUUUUUGGCCGCGGGGAUUCCGUACACUUGGUAUUGGUCAAAGCAUGAGCAGACAGAGAAAGGCUUUAUGGUUCUUUACGGUUUCGUUUUCUUCUUUUGUAACUUUGGUCCCAACACUACAACUUUUAUCAUUCCCGCGGAGCUUUUCCCGGCUAGGUUUAGGUCGACUUGCCACGGGAUAUCUGGAGCCGCGGGUAAGCUUGGGGCUAUUGUGGGCACUGUUGGAUUCUUGUGGGCUACGAAGGAGGUAGAAGACGGCGAUGAUAUAAACCAGGUUUAUCCUGAUGCGAACCGAAUGAGAACUGCUUUCUUGAUUCUUGGUGGAGUUUGUAUUACUGGAAUGUUUGUGACGUAUUUCUUCACGAAGGAAACUAUGGGAAGAUCGUUAGAAGAGAAUGAGCACGAGCACGAACGAGAUAAGAAUGUUGAGGACGAAGAGAUUGGUGACGGGCAAUCCUUGGCAAGCACCUGAUGACCCUGCCAAGAUACCAAACUCAUGAAUCAGUUUACUUGACGAAAGGAAGCCAAAUGUAUAUUUCUUACCAAAUAAAACCGUUUAAUGUAAGCUUCCUCUGUGUGUACUUUCUACCCAUGCAACUGUUCAAUAUAGUCUUCUUUGUUUUUCAUCAGUUCAAUGGUCUCUGUUUCUCUUCAGUCAUCAUUUUAUAUUCAGUUCUUUAAAGGACAUCAUCAUUGGGUAGAAAAUUGAGUUUCUCAACCACGUUUUAAAUAUCAAAUAAUGUUGGCCAAUGAAAAAUGACAAAUAUUCGAAUAGUUUUUUUAAAUACUGAAAAGUUUUUCAACCAUAAAAUCUCUAUUCUUUUCUUUUUUCAUAUUUAUUUUAUUUUUGAGAGUAGAUGGUUUAACCUAAGUUUUGACUUCAUUGUUUGAAAGCUUAUUAUUGCCCCAUCAUUGUUACAACAUUUCAAUUCGCAAGUCAAAAGGAAAACACUUAAAUUAUAAUGUCAUGACAACGUUCAUAUCAAUAUGAAGAUAGAGAUCAUUCUCAGAAAAGAUAGAAUAAUUUUAUCAUUUAGUUUUGGUGGGCAAAGAAGCCAUCUUGUUGAUUCCACGGAGACCCUCUGGCUUCCCAGUGUUUACCCAACCGCAGCCACACCACGGUCCAAAUCGACCCCGCACCGUCCAUUAAAGACACCCUUCAUAUACCAAAACACAGUAACAUCUUGAGGACUAAGACCAUCCGCAACGGCGGUCCAAGAAGAGUCCUUAGGAGGUAAUCAUAUGAUUAAUGAAAUAUAAUAAUAAUAUUUUGGCUAACAUAACAACGGAUCAGUCCGUAAAUAAGGAUAUGAAGGACUUGAUCCUUAGUGCACGUGUCGGAGGAGGAUAGACUCGGUGAGCUAUUGUGUUUGGUUUUGCGGAAAAAAAAAAUUCAUUCGAGAUCGAAGGCGAGAAAAAAAAUCAGAGCUCGAGACGAAAAGGCGAUUUCGAUCAGUCGUUGAAGAAGGAGACGUCAGCAGAAGUUCACAGGUGAAAACCGAGAGGCCUACAAAUCUGGAUAAUCUCUUUCGCGUUCGGAAUGAUCUUCGUGAUAGGCAUAUGCAUGAACGAUUGAAAAAUGAUUUAAUCGAAAAUAUUUGAAACAAAUUUGGUGAUGAAAAUUAAUAAUUAGUGUAUCUUUAUAUUUAA
Brassica napus (rape) is the source of this 3615-nucleotide messenger RNA. Its product is annotated as probable inorganic phosphate transporter 1-8. Bases 809 to 2437 code for a protein of 542 amino acids. The record is from RefSeq and is a predicted model, not a curated record. Gene Ontology annotation, biological process: transmembrane transport. NCBI's taxonomy places the organism in Eukaryota, Viridiplantae, Streptophyta, Magnoliopsida, Brassicales, Brassicaceae. Gene Ontology annotation, molecular function: transmembrane transporter activity. Gene Ontology annotation, cellular component: membrane. The transcript has 2 exons.